Messenger RNA from Aspergillus japonicus CBS 114.51, 2132 nucleotides. RefSeq names its product MFS transporter. The coding region runs from base 374 to 1951 and encodes 525 amino acids. The record is from RefSeq and is a predicted model, not a curated record. NCBI's taxonomy places the organism in Eukaryota, Fungi, Ascomycota, Eurotiomycetes, Eurotiales, Aspergillaceae. Gene Ontology annotation, molecular function: transmembrane transporter activity. The transcript is spliced from 5 exons. Gene Ontology annotation, biological process: transmembrane transport.
CACAUCGCGCAUCUCGCAGGGCUGAGAGAUAACAAAAGCUCGCUCAACAUGACUCAACACAAAUUCGCCACGAGCCCAGCCCAUCCAUCUCGAAAGGACAGCAGACACCCACCCUAGAUGGAUGGACGCUGCGGCGACCCAAAACCGGUCUGCGGGGCCCGCGGAUCCCGAACGCUUCCCAUAUCAUGAGUAGCUGGAACCCGGUUAUUGGGAGCGAGCGUUUUGUCUCACAACCAAAAACGGCCGGUUAUGUUUGGGGGUCGUCGCUAUUGGUGAUUUGCUCCUUGGAUUACACUUUUCAUUUCCUCCUGCGGAAGCAAAGCAAAGCAUUCCGGGAAAUAGCGAAACAAUCCAGCCACCACUUCGCGGAAAUAUGCCAACCUGGCGGGGCCUGUGGCCUGGCCAUGAUGGGACCCAGACGCCUCCGAGGUUCCUGAACUUCAGGUCCUCCGACGGGUUCAUUAUGUUCGUUGUGUCUUUUGCUGUGUUCACGGAUAUUCUAUUGUAUGGGCUAAUUGUCCCUGUGGCGCCCACGGCGCUCCAUGAAAGAGUGGGCUUGUCUGUUGAUGAAGAGCAAAGAUGGACGUCCAUUCUGCUAGCUCUAUACGGAGCAGCUUUACUAGCCACCUCGCCGGUUGCGGGCUACAUAGCGGACCGCUUUGACUCCCGCUACUGGCCCCUGAUCACCGGCCUGGUAGCUCUGGGGGCAUCGACCGCGUUGCUCUGCGUGGGGACCAGCCUCGCGCUCUGGAUCAUCGGGCGACUGUUCCAGGGCGCCUCCGCGGCCAUUGUGUGGACGGUAGGACUGGCGCUGAUGGUCGACACCGUCGGGCGGGACGGCCUCGGGCAGGCGAUGGGCUACAUCGGCAUGGGCCUGACCCUGGGCAUUAUGGGGGGCCCGCUCCUCGGCGGCGUCAUCUACGGCCGCGGGGGCUACUACGCGGUCUUCGGGCUUGCAUUCGCUUUAGUCGGCGUGGACAUCGUCCUCCGGCUGGUGAUGAUUGAGAAGAAGCACGCCGUCAGAUGGCAGCAGCAGCAGCAGCAGCAGCAGCAGCAGCAGCAGCAGCAGCAGCAGCAGCAGCAGCCGUCGUUGUCGAAAGACAAAGACGCAACCCAAGCAGCCGCCGACCAACCAACCUCCUCCUCAUCAUCCGACACAAUCCCCGAAAAGACCUCCGAUCUCGAGCAGCAGCACACAAUCCCCCCAACCCCCAAACCCGCCAUCCAACCGCCGCCCAAAAAACCCACGCAAGCCAACGCAAUCACGACCCUCCUCUCCUCCCCGCGCAUGCUGGUUACGCUCUGGACAUACUUCAUCAUCUCACUAGUCUUCAGCUCCUUCGACAGCGUGCUCCCGCUCUUCGUGGAAGACACCUUCGGCUGGGGCCAGCUGGGUCAAGGGCUGAUCUUCAUCCCGAUCUCGGUGCCGCACCUCCUCGACCCGGUGGUCGGAUACAUCAACGACCGGUUCCCGGCGAUCCGGCGGUACCUGGCGGCGGGCGCGCUGGUGGCCACGGUGCCGCCCAUCGUGGCGAUGCGCUGCGUGACGACCAAUAGCAUCAGCGACAAGGUGCUCCUGUGCGCGCUGCUGGCGCUGGUGGGCGCCUGCCUCGCCGCGCUCAUGCCGCCCGUCAUCGUCGAGGCCUCGUACGUCGUCCAGGAGAAGGAGGCGCGCAACCCGCACAUCUUCGGCAAGGGCGGCGCCAUGGCCCUGGCGUAUGGGAUCCUCAACGUCGCCUUUGCCGCCGGCACCAUCGCCGGCCCCUUCUUCGCGGGCUUCAUCCGCGAGAGCGCCGGCUGGGCUACCAUGACCUGGGCGCUGGCGCUGGUGACUGGCGUCUCGGCGGUGCCCGUCGUCUUGCUCCUCGGCGGGUUUAUGUUGCAGAGGAAAGGCAGCAGCGAGAAGUUGGAUGCCGGUGGUGGUGGUGGUGGUGGUGACUUGGGCGAAUGAGAGCGGCUUUGAACACAUCUCCAAUAUAUAAGUACAUACAUUGCAGUAAGACAAGGCCGGGGGGGGGAUGGAUCUCACAACUUGUUUAUACUUCCCUUUCUCCUCUCCUUUCUACAUAUAUAGAUAUGUGUACAUAAUCAGAUGAGUUCACAAGAUGGGACUGAAUUUUAAAUACUCAACU